AUGGCUUCCAUAUCAAAAUCACACAGCUUCUGGACCCUAUGCGGUCUCCUACUAUGGCCCAUCACAUGUCUGACGCACAUGGAGAUGGACUGGCCUUAUGCACUCCGUUCCAAGCACAACCCAGACAACGAUUACUCCAACAUCGACUACAGCAUGACUUCGCCCCUCAAUGCAGACGGGACCAACUUUCCUUGUAAAGGCUACCAGAACGACAGACCUUUCCAAUCGGUCACAACAUAUACAGCGGGUUCCACAUACAACAUCUCACUUGCAGGCUCAGCUACGCAUCUCGGCGGCUCGUGUCAGAUUGCCCUGAGCUACGAUAAUGGUGCCACUUUUCGAGUCGUGAAAAGUAUCAUUGGUGGCUGCCCGCUGAGCUCUUCAUAUGACUUCAAAAUACCAUCCUUUGCGCCCAGCGGAUAUGCGUUGCUCUCGUGGACGUGGCAGAACCAUGCGGGCAAUCGAGAGUUCUACCAGAAUUGUGCACAAGUGAAGGUCAUUUCUAGCGCAAGCCGACGAUUAAGACGGCAAAGCUUCCACAGCUUCAACAGCCUCCCAUUCAUCUGGAAGGCAAAUUUGGAAGGUCUCAACGAUUGCGCGACUGCCGAAGGAAGUGAUCCUGUAUACCCCAAACCCGGACCUGACGUUGUAUACGCCGGUGACGUUACUGCUUCGAGC
Messenger RNA from Sphaerulina musiva SO2202, 678 nucleotides. RefSeq lists its product as uncharacterized. The transcript has 2 exons. The record is from RefSeq and is a predicted model, not a curated record. The annotation marks the transcript as partial. Lineage: Eukaryota; Fungi; Ascomycota; Dothideomycetes; Mycosphaerellales; Mycosphaerellaceae.